UUAGUGCUACGAAUUAUGUAGUAGAAGAGGAACCCUAGUCGAUUCUCUUGUUCUCCUCCUCCCUCCCCAAAGAUCUCCAAUUCUUCUCGGAUUUCAAACCACUCGUUUAAUCUCGUCAUUUUGAAGUCGCUUCCCUCCUGAUCUUGAUCUAUUCUGACGCGGAUUUGGAAAAUGGGUUUAUCAGGGCAAAGGGCGGCCUCGAAUCCCUCGGCCAUGCUUGCAGCGCUCGUAAGCAAGAGGGAUAAGCUCCAGGACGAGCUACGGGUUAUCGAAAGACAAGUCUAUGACCUAGAAACUACAUACCUACAAGACUCAAACCAGAAUGGAAGCGUGCUGAAAGGUUUUGAAGGUUUUUUAUCAUCAUCAAAGGGCACUUCUAACAUGAAACGUUCCAGAAAGUUUCAGCCUGAAGACAGGUUAUUCUCCUUGUCAUCGAUUACCUCCCCAGCGGUUGAAGAACAUGUAGCUGGCCGAGAUGAUGGAAGGUCUGAAUAUGGUCCAGGUCGAUCAAAAGGUGGAGGUACUCCUGCAAAUGGACAAGGAAAGCCAAAGAAGGGAGGAAGAAUUGCUUCAAGAGAAGGCAAAAGGCUCAGACCUUCAAGUGAACAGGAAUUGGAUGAUGAAGAAGAUCUUGAUAUGAGUUUGAGAUGAUUGUUGUAGCACUAGUUUACUUUUUAUGUUUGGUAAUUUAUGGGCUAUGUUGACUAAGGCUUUGCUGAAAUCCUCCACAGCUGAUGUCUAGACUCGGACUACUCUUUGGUCCAUCUGCCAUUCCACUUAUUCUCACUGACGUUUCAUAUCUUGAUGCUGGACCUGAUAGAAUCUAGACGAGUGGACUAUAAAUUCUCUUCUGUGUACCAACUUGAGAAAUAUGUUGUAUUCUGAUGCUGCACAGAAGUUUCUAUUGACUCACUCAUUCGAUCACCAA
Musa acuminata AAA Group (dessert banana) is the source of this 928-nucleotide messenger RNA. RefSeq lists its product as uncharacterized. NCBI's taxonomy places the organism in Eukaryota, Viridiplantae, Streptophyta, Magnoliopsida, Zingiberales, Musaceae. Bases 172 to 651 code for a protein of 159 amino acids. Gene Ontology annotation, cellular component: histone acetyltransferase complex. The transcript is spliced from 6 exons. The record is from RefSeq and is a predicted model, not a curated record.